AUGGUUUCGUGGAGCGACAACAGCGAGGAAUCGGGCUACGAGUACUCUUCAGGCGGCUCCCCUAUCAAGAUCCCGACUACAAUCGAGGACCCGAACUACUCCGGUGUUGACGAUGAGGUGAUGGUGAUGUGUGAGCAUGGCCAGCCGGCGAAGAGGCAUGAAGCAAGCAGUUGUGGUGUUGUUCAGUGGGUAGAUGAGGAGUGGCCAGAGCAUCUGCAGAAUGCUCUUCACAAACUAUGGCUUUUGUAUGAGGAUUGCCAGCGUGCUAAUAGGAUGGCAUGUCUGAAACAUUCAUCACUUGUCCACAAUCUCACAUCACAGAAGAACAAGCUACAGGAGACUUAUGAGAAGCUUGUUGAGGAUGUGAACACCCUACUUGAUACCCAGGACAAUAUUCACAAGGAAAAUGAAGUCCAACAAGGUGAACAUGAGGAGAUCACUCCUCCUUUGGACAACAAUAUUUCAGCUUUGAAGGAACAGCUGGGUGCAAUGGAUGCUAAGAACAAAGAACUGAAGCAAAAGGUUGACCAGUUGAAGAGCAUUCAGGUUGCCCAAGGUAAUGUGAUUAGGAAUCUGAAGUUUGCUCAUUUGAAGGAGAAGGAAAAGUUGAGCACUGAGAGGAGGAAUUUGGAGUUUCACAUUGCUGAUCUUGUCAAAGCUAGUGACAAGAACAAGAGAAAGCUGAAGGACAUCAAGGAUAUUUGUGAUGAAGAGCGAUUUGAGGAGCAACAGCUGCAGCAGGAGCAGAAGGAGCUCUCCUUGGUGCACUUGGAGCUGAAGCAGGAGCAGAAGGAGCUCUCCUUGAUACCCUUGGAGCCCUUGGAGCUGGUGGAGCUGGAGCUGCAGUUUGAGCAGCAGCAAGAGCAGAAGGAGCACUUCUCCUUGGUGGCAUGGGAGCAGGAGCAGAUACAGUUCUGGGUGUAUCAUUUCUCCUGUUUUCCUGAAAUUACAGCAUACAAAUGUUAG
Messenger RNA from Aegilops tauschii subsp. strangulata, 966 nucleotides. Lineage: Eukaryota; Viridiplantae; Streptophyta; Magnoliopsida; Poales; Poaceae. The record is from RefSeq and is a predicted model, not a curated record.